This is a messenger RNA of Paramecium sonneborni, 1280 nucleotides long. The record is from the annotation of a GenBank genome assembly. NCBI's taxonomy places the organism in Eukaryota, Ciliophora, Oligohymenophorea, Peniculida, Parameciidae.
AUGUUUCAUGAAUAUAAUGAACCUUCUAACACAAAAAUACUCAAUAUAUCUUUAUUAGGGAGUGAUCGCAAAUUUUAAGUUUCUAUCUAUGGAGAUACUUCACUAAAAGAAUUGAGACAAUUAUGUGAAUAGAAACAUUAAAUAAGUUUGAGACAUUUUCGAGUAUUUACAUAAGAUGGAGUGGAACUAUUUAAUGAAGAUUUGAUUUACUUAAAAGAUAAUUCAAAAUUGUAUAUCACAAGAGGUGAAGAUUUUGAUGCAAAUAUUAUUCAUUAAGAGUAUGAGAUCCUUGAAUAAUUGGGUAAAGGAGGAUUUGGUAAAGUGUUAUUAGGUAGACAUAAAGAAAGCCUAAAUUUAGUUGCAAUAAAAUAUGUAAAUACUAGAAAUAGAGAUGCAAAUGAUAUUGAAUUGGUAUUUCGAGAAGCAUACUUAAUGAAAUCACUUAAUCAUAAACAUAUAGUAAAAUUUUAUAAUUGUUAUCCACUAUCUAAUAUGUAGGUUAUAGUUGUAAUGGAAUAUUUAGAAGGUGGUGAUCUCUAAAAGUAUACUCAAGGUAUUUAUAAUAUUUAAAUCAAGCUAAGGGUUAAUUAUGUGAAGAAGAGGCUAGAAUGUAUUUUAGAUAGAUUUGUGAUGCUAUGAUGUAUUGCCAUAAUAGAAAACUUAUACAUAGAGAUCUCAAACUUGAAAAUAUUAUGUUUGCUAAUAAGAAUGAUACUUUAAUUAAAAUAGUUGAUUUUGGUAUUGCAGGAAUGGCUGUUAAUAGCAAUAUGGAUAAAUUAAAUAUUGGAACCAUUAGAUAUAUGGCUCCUGAAACACUCUAAGGAAAUAAUUCAAAAAUUGGACCUCACAUUGAUGUUUGGGCUAUGGGUGUUAUACUAUUUCAUCUUAUCUUUGGUAAAUAUCCUUUUGAGGGAGAUUCUAAUUUUGACAUCAUUUAAAACAUUACAAACAAUAACUAUACAUUCUCUAAAAAGAAUGUCUCUCCUUAUCUUAUAGACUUAUUAUCUCGUAUCUUCUUCAUUGAUCCUCAAAAAAGAAUUAAACUUUAUGACAUUCUCAAUCAUGAAUGGAUGAAAAUCUCAUUUGAAUAAGAAUACUUUGAAACCCCUUAAACUGUUCCAAGAACUUAAUUUCGAUUACCUUCAAUUGAAAAUCCAAAAUAACAUAAUCCACCUUUAAAAUAAAAAAAACUCAAUAGAUCUUUCACUCCUCUAAAAAAGAGUUCUCCCAGAAGACUCAAUAGUUUUAUCAUCAAAGGAGUUUUAAAAAGAUAUCAGUGA